Alnus glutinosa is the source of this 3114-nucleotide messenger RNA. Its product is annotated as pentatricopeptide repeat-containing protein At4g39952, mitochondrial. Gene Ontology annotation, biological process: RNA modification. Gene Ontology annotation, molecular function: protein binding; RNA binding. The coding region runs from base 74 to 2407 and encodes 777 amino acids. NCBI's taxonomy places the organism in Eukaryota, Viridiplantae, Streptophyta, Magnoliopsida, Fagales, Betulaceae. The record is from RefSeq and is a predicted model, not a curated record. The transcript has 4 exons.
CUACCGGCAAAACUUGCCAAGGGGAACAAAAGGCCCCAGCUGGUCUAAAGAAAUAGCCGUUUAGAGAGCUCCGAUGCUCGGUCUAAAACCCACCCUCCUCUUCAAACGCUUUCCCUCCUUUCUCCCUUUCUCUACAAAUUCAACUUACAACAACCUUAACUGUCACUUCAACUGCUUCCUCUCUAACCAAACCUCAACUCUUCAAUCUCUCCUUCAAUCCCAUGCUCUCAUCAUCACAAGUGGCAAUUCGAACAACCUCUUCCUAGCGUCAAAGCUCGUCUCUCUCUACGCUUCUCUCAACGAGCCCACUUCUUCCACCAAAGUGUUUGAUUCGGUGUGUCCCAAAGACACGUUUCUUUGGAACUCCGUAAUCAAAUCCCACUUCUCCAAUGGCAAUUACUCGGACGCCCUUGAUUUUUAUGUCGAAAUGCGAGCAUCUGAUACCCCACUUGACCAAUUUACCAUUCCGAUGGUUGUUUCUACGUGCGCCGAGUUGUUGUUGCUUCACCAUGGCAACGACAUUCAUGGGUCGGCUUUGAAACUCGGGCUCUUUGCUGGGAAUUCCGCGGUUGGAUCUUCGUUUGUGUAUAUGUAUGCCAAGUGUGGUCAGAUGCAGGAUGCGUCUUCUAUGUUUGAUGAAAUUUGUGUCAGAGAUGUGGUUGGUUGGACCGCGCUUGUGAUUGGGUAUGUGCACAACGGUGAGAGUGAGAAGGGUUUGGAGCGUCUUUGUGAGAUGCAUAGGACGGGUGGCGAUGGGGAAAGACCGGCUUUUAGAACAUUGGAAGGUGGGUUUCAAGCUUGUGGGAAUCUGGGUGGUAUAGUAGAAGGUAGAUGUUUACACGGUUUAAUGGUAAAAACUGGAAUUGGGUGCGCACAAGUUGUUCAAUCUUCGCUUUUGUCUAUGUAUUCCAAGUGUGGGACCCCUGAAGAAGCGUACCUUUCCUUUUGUGAAGUAACAGAUAAAGAUCUUCUCUCAUGGACAUCGCUUGUUGGCGUUUAUUCGAGAUUUGGAUUUAUGACUGAGUGCUUAAGUCUGUUGUGGGAAAUGCUGGAGAGUGAAAUACACCCAGAUGGAAUUGUAAUUAGUUCUGUGCUUUUGGGUUUUGGUAAUUCCACGAGUGUCUCUGAAGGAAAAGCCUUUCAUGGAUUAAUUAUAAGGCGACAUUAUGUAUUGGAUCUGACAGUUCAUAACGCAUUAUUGUCCAUGUACUGCAAGUUUGGACUAUUAACUCUUGCAGAGAAGCUCUUUGGUAGAGUACCUGAACCGAACAAAGAGUCUUGGAGCACUAUGGUUUUUUACUAUGGUAAGAUAGGACAGGAAGCAAAGUGUAUAGAAUUGUUUACAGAGAUGCUACGUCUUGGCAUUGUACCUGAUUCAAACAGCUUGGUCUCUGUGGUUUCUGCAUGUUCUCAACUGGGAGCAACUUAUCUUGGCCUUUCACUUCAUUGCUAUAUAAUUAAAUGUUCAAUGGAUGAAAAUAUCUUGGUAACCAAUUCACUUAUAGGCAUGUAUGGAAAAAGUGGCAAUUUGAAUAUUGCAUGGAAAUUAUUUUAUGGGACACAGAGGGAAACUAUCUCAUGGAACACAUUGAUCUCAUCUUAUACUCAUAGUGGGCAUUAUGCUGAGGCUGUAGCGCUAUUUGAUAAAAUGAUUUCAGAAAAAUUGAAGCCCAACUCGGAAACAUUGGUGACAGUGCUUUUGACUUGUUCUCAUCUUGGAUCUCUGGAGAAAGGAGAAAGGAUUCACCAUUAUAUUAACGAAAGAGGGAUUGAGUUUAAUAUAUGUCUUGCCACCGCAUUGGUUGAUAUGUAUGCGAAAUGUGGGAAACUUGAACAAGCUAGAAAAUUGUUCGACACAAUGAAAGAGAGGGAUAUUAUAUCUUGGAAUGUGAUGAUCUCAGGUUAUGGAAUGCAUGGACAUGCAAAAUCUGCCAUAGAGAUAUUUCAACAGAUGGAGAAAUCAAACGUUAAACCAAAUGGACUAACCUUCCUUGCUCUUCUCUCAGCUUGUGCUCAUAGAGGACUUGUUGAAGAAGGGAAGUAUCUAUUUAAUAGAAUGCAAGACUAUUCCGUAGAACCCAACUUGAAGCAUUAUGCUUGUAUGGUAGAUCUUCUAGGGAGGUCAGGUAAUCUGCAAGAAGCUGAAACAUUGGUUCUGUCAAUGCCGUUCUCCCCUGAUGGUGGGGUGUGGGGGGCUUUGUUAAGUGCUUGUAAAAUUCACAAUGACAUUGAGACUGGAGUAAGGGUUGCCAAGUGUGCUAUUGAAACUGACCCAAAGAAUGACGGGUACUAUAUUAUGAUAUCCAACAUGUAUAGUUCUGUUGGGAGGUGGGAGGAGGCAGAAAGAGUGAGAGAAAUGAUGAAUGAAAGGAAUGUGGUGAAGAGAGCUGGUUGGAGUACACUCUAAGGUAGAUGAAUUGCCUUUGAUUCUUGUUGGGAAAUCUCUCUCUUACCCUUGGACUUGAUAAUUAUAAGGAGCUUUAGGAUCCAGCUCAAUUCUGAUGGCCAGUGACAGAAACGGGAAUACGUUAAUCCAGAUGGACCUGAAUUUUUCUUCGAUCCAAUGGCUAUUACUGCUGUUGUACUACUGUGGCUCACAGCUUGAUUUUCGUUUCUAUUGGAGAGAGUAACAUUUUUCAACUUGUUAUAUCCACUUGAAUCAAAUUGACGGUUAUGGAGAGGAUGUUCUGUAGAAACUGGAUAAGUUAUGUGGCAGUUCAAGCAAAAAGAUCCAACCUCUCGACUGCAGUCAUCUCUGCUAUUGAUUUGUAAAUGUUGAACUUCAUGCAACCUGGGGAGAGCAAGUCAAUAUUGUUGAAUGUUAGUGUUAAUAUUGAGGAAAGCAAAAGAUAGACUCAGCAGAUUAAUGAAUGGACUUCAUUCUUGCAUCCUAUACUUUUUACCAAUAGAUGAUGAGCGGUUACCAGCAUCUUACCAACUGGCUGGAAAAAGCUUCAAACAUCAUUCUCAAUGCUAACUUUGAGGUGAGUUGUUUCAGUAGCCCAUGUUGUAGCUAUGUAUUUAUUGUUAUUGGCAGAAUUAAUUUUAAGCCCUUUGGUGGAGCAUUGUUGGAUAAUAAUGAGAAUAGAAAUAACGAAGUCACUUGGACUACCU